ACAAAUGUCGAAAACACUGUCAAGAACUGCUACAGUUUUCAAAUUUUGAUGACCAUGGGUGACAAAACAAUGUUCGAGGGUAGCCUUGACAGUCUACCCGAGCAAGAGUCUUUGGUCGUUCGGGUGUUUCUAAGUUCAACUUUCACUGAUAUGUCAUCAGAGAGAAAUGAAAUAAUGAAAAUAGCUGUUCCAGAGUUAAGGAGCUUUUGCAGAGAGAAGGGCCUAGAGUUUGAGAUUUGCGACAUGAGAUGGGGUGUGAGAGAUGAUGCAUCCAUCAGCCAUUCCACAUCAGAUAUUUGUCUCAAUGAGUUAAAAAACUGCCAGAGGAUAUCCAGAGGACCUAACUUUGUGGCAAUUUUAGGUGAUAAGUACGGGUAUUGUCCAUAUCCAGCCAAACUGCUUGAGAAGGAGUUUGUCAAACUGCGUGACAUCAUAGCUGAACAGAGUGAUUCUGACCUCCGUCUCAUUGAGAAGUGGUUUAAAAAAGACACCAAUUGUACUCCACCUAUGUACAUCCUCCAGCCAAUCACUGAUAUUCUGCAUCACUAUGACAAUACAGAUCCAGAAAAUAAAGAGCUAUUUGAAAAGCAUCAAGAAGAAUGGAAGCAGAUUGAUGGGGAGUUGUUCAGAAUCCUUCAUACUGCUGCAGAGAAUGCCUGUAAACAAGGAUUGAUGACUGCUGAGGAAAGACGUUCUUACCAGAGAUCAAUCACUGAGCAUGAGGUAACACAGGGCAUUUUAAAUGCUGAGGUGAAGAAAAACAAAGUGCUGUGUUUUACACGAGACAUCAUUGACCUGGACAUCACAGACUCUUUAGCUGGAAGGUAUAUUGACAUGAAUGCAGAUGGCCAGGUGAAAGACCAGUGUGUAGAAUUAUUGAGACAGCUAAAAACUGAGAAGCUGGAUGUUUGCUUAGGUAAGGAUCAGCUAAUAAAGCAUGAGGUGAGAUGGAGACCUGAAGGGGUGAUCCCUGAGGACGAGGAACAUGCAUUGUACCUGGCCACUCUUAGAGAGGUGUUCAUUAACAAGAUGAAGGAUAUGAUCAUAGCCUCACUUUCACAGCAGAGGUCAAAAGGUCAUGAACUUUAUAAUGAGGUUCUCCACCAUGCUCAUUUCUGUAAACGGAAAGGCGAGGAUUUUCAAGGGAGGGAGCAACUCAUCAAAGACUUGCAGACGGCCUUCCAGGAAAUUUGGGAGACAGAAGAUCCAGCAAAAACUGAAGGGAAAGGAAAGGCCAAGAAGGAAAGUGGCAGAAAUCUUGCACGAGAAGAAGAUAGUGACAUUGGUAGCGAUGUUGAUGGAGUGCAGGAAGAUUCAGAAAUGUCUGAAUUAGAGCGCCAGGAAGUGAUCAGAGAACAAUACGUUGCCAUGAAAGAUCCGCUGAAACAGUGGGGCAUAAGCUUCAGUAUGGAAGAGUACAGCGAUCUCAGCGACCCAAAUAAAGACGUCAAAGCGGAGUCCCUGAGGACUGUGAGAGAGUCUGUCCACACUAAGCCACUGGUGGUGUAUGGAGAGUCAGGAUGUGGGAAAACAGCCCUUAUGGCCAAGCUUGCUGAGGUGAUCAAGAAAGAGACACCAGAGUCGGUUGUGUUGGUCAGGUUCCUGGGCACCUCUCCUCAGAGCUCCUCCAUCCGUGACACGCUGGUCAGCAUCUGUCACCAGAUCCACAAGAUCUUCGACCUUGAACCACUCAAGUUUGACCUUCAAGAUAACUUCCCGUUUUUGGUGCAGUAUUUCUCAGCUUUGUUGUGGAGGAUCAAGUCAGUCUCGAAACCUCUUUACAUCCUUCUCGACUCGCUGGAUCAGCUUCAGCCCUCUGAUCAUGCAUUUUCAUUGAACUGGUUGCCCACACAGCUGCCUGACAACGUCCAUAUUGUAUUAUCCACUUUACCAGAAAUGCAUGGAUUGAUGACCACCCUGAAAAAUCACCUAAUGGAAGACAAGCUGUUUUUUGAAGUGUUGCCCUUGCCGAUGACAGAUGCUAGCGACCUGCUGUUAAAAGUUUGGUCCAGAUCAGUGGGUCGACAAUUCACACAGCAACAACGACAGCUCUUGAAAGACAAAGUAUCCUCUGGAGCUGCACCAUUGUAUCUGAAACUUCUGUUUUAUCAGGCCGUGAAAUGGCACUCUUAUACAGACGUGGUUGAUGUUGACUUGGGAUUGACAGCUCAGGCUGCAAUCAACAAGCUUUUUGAUGACUUAGAGAUUCUGCAUGGGAAAACACUGAUAAGUCAUUCCUUUGGCUACAUCUCUGCUGCCAAGAAUGGCCUGAGUAACCAGGAAAUGGAGCACCUGUUGUCUCUUGAUGAUGAGGUAUUACAGGACAUCUACCUGUAUCACCUGCCUCCUAACGAACAUGUCAUCACAUUACCUUCCCUGAUCUGGAGGCGUGUCGUCUACGACUUAGGCGAAUACCUUGUGGAAAGACGAGCGGACGGACGCUCCAUAAAGGCUUGGUAUCACAGGCAGUUUCAGCAAGUGGCAGAGGAGCGCUAUUUGCAAGGCGAGGUGAAGGUCAAAGUUCACUCAGCUAUGGUGGAAUAUUUCCUGGGGGUAUGGAGUGAGAAGCCCAAACCUCUAGAUCUGUACAAGAUGAAAAAGCGAUAUUACCCCGAUGCCCAUCGUCAGGUUCCCGAUCAGCCUCUGCUUCUGGGGUCAUCCGUGUUUAACCUGAGAAAACUGACAGAGCUACCCCAUCAUCUGGUCUACAGCCAAAAGCUGACAGAGUUCAGGGCCUUGGUUGGCUGUAAUUUAGAGUGGUUGUACACGAAGUGCAAAGCUGUGGGGCUCUCUGAGACACUAGAUGAUCUACAGCUGGCUAUUUCUGCAGGGAAGGAAAUGAACAAGGUUGACAAGAUAGGUGACAUCAUAGCUGACCUCCAAUUUGUGACUGACGUGCUUCUUCUAGGAAAUGACAACAUUAGGGAAAAUCCAGUCAAUGUAGGUGUGCAGAUCCUUGGCCAGCUAGGUACAGGUAGCCAGAAGUCCCCUGCCUUACAGACCUUGGUCAAAGAGGCCAGGGAGUGGUGCGGCUCCCACCCUCACCCUGUACUGGUGCCCCAACACCCCUGUCUGCCCUCACCAGGUGGCCACCUAAGACUGACCAUCAAUGCCUACUUGCAGACUCCAGGAGCUUUCCGUAACUCAUCAAUUUUACGCACCUGUCUGGCUCUGCGUGAGGACACUAACAGCCUCCUGGUGGUGGAGAUGGGUGGCAAGGUGCACAACUCUGACACCCUCAAAACCUAUGAUCUGGAGGAUGGGCAGUCUGUGGCCACAACAGUACUUAGCAACAGGAUGUGUAACAUCAGACUGAUAGACUCAGACAGGUAUAUUCACUUGGAGUGGACAGGUGACAGGGAUGAUUACAACCCCACCUGUUACCAACGCCUGAUCUACACCAGCUCCACCACUCUCGUCCCUCUACCCAAAGAUAUCAGCUGGCUGAGUCUGUCACCAAGUGGAACUACUUUUGCUUACGCUGUUGGAAAUAAUGUUUUUGUGCGACGCGGUGAUUCCAUUCUAAAAUCAAGAAGAGUAACAAAGGAAGUAAAAUUAAGUCAAACUGAUUCCGUAACACACUUGGUUAUCUCCCCUGAUGACAAUUAUCUCGUCACAACAACACUAGAAAAUAAACAGUUUGUCUGGGAACUGGAAACUAACAGCUGUCUCCAUGAAUUGGGAAGUGCAGAGAAAAGUUUUGCCGGCAGCAGCAAGGACCUGCACUGCGUUCACAUCACCAAAAAGAACUGGUUGAUCUGUCCCGGGCUGAAUUACAAUACAAGGAACCAGAUUUAUGUGACAAAUAUAGAAACUGGGGAAAAAGUGUGUGAAUUAAAGGGAGCAAGCAGCCAUUACAGUAUCGAGUUAAUACGUAUAAAUCCUAGAGAAAAUAUCGUCCUUCUGGCAACUCGUGACGACUGUGUGAUCAACGGCAUUGAGGAUAAGUGGGGGAUGCUGUGGAACCUGGAAUCUGGAACGUUGUUGUCACAGUGCUCUGCUGUCAAUGGCCCUUACACUGAGGUCAAACUGGUCGAGGAUGGUGACGAUAUGUUUGUUAUCUUGUGUGAAAAGCGCAGCCCUGUCAUCAAUAUCCUGUGGGCUGGAUCGGAGUCGGAUCCGUUAGAGACGGCGGUUUUGGUCCAUGUUCUGGUAGCCCACAAUGAUUCUAUCAUACAGCUGGUCCUGAACGAGGACAUACUGGUGUCAGCUUCACAAGACAACACUGUGAAGGUGUGGGACUUCAGAGAGAUCAGGGCGGAGCUUCAGAGCCGGGUGCAAACAGCGGAAUCACCAGAGGAAGCCAAGUUUUGCCCAUCCUUAGAGGAAGGAAAGCUACCAGUGCCGGGUAGGGAUCAGAUCAAAACCACAGCCAUGGUAGUCUGCGAGAACCGAGCUGUGGUUGGCAGCAAGGAUGGGUUCCUGAUAUUUUAUGACCUGGUCACCUGCACACAGUUGGGUCACAUCAGGCCAUGCACAACUGAGAUCAUUGGUAUACUGGUUACGAAGAACAAACAGCAUGUUGUGGCUGCAUCUCCUAAGUCACUUUUCAUACUGGAAUCUAAUGGAGAUACUAUUAUCAGGGAAAUCACUGCCCCAAAGAAAAUCAACUGUUUAUCAGAGGCAAGUGACAUCAUAGUGGCUGGUCAUGGAGGGAUGGAAGCAUAUGGUUAUGCCUGGAAUCUACACACAGGUGAAUUGCUUGCCAAGUUUCAAGGACUGUAUGGUUUUCACUGGAUAGCCAUUAAUUCCAAAGGAACUCAUCUUGGAGGUUCAUUCUUUGAGUAUCCAGUCCUCUAUUCAGUGGAGUCAGGUGAUAUCCUGACAGCCCUGGACAAGGCUGAUGUGAUGAUGUCAUCACAGUCCUUCCUGGUGUUUAGCCCAGAUGACCGCUACCUCGCUGGCGGAUCCACUGACGGGAGCGUCCGGGUUAUUGAUGGCCAAAAGGGAAAAUACCUCUGCCGCUUUCAGCAACUCUCCUCAGCCAUACAGGGCUGUUUUUCACCAGACAGCAAUAUUUUGGUCACGACCGGUUUCCGCACGUUGUUCUUGUGGUCAAUGGAACAAGGUACUUUGUUAUGGUCACUUUCUCGGCACCACGACUUUGUGGUCAAGCUGAAGUUUUGUCUGGAUGGACGGUAUCUGGUGACCUCCUCCAAAGACAAGAGAAUUGUGGUUUGGGAUUGGAAGCAUUUAUACUCAGUCUGUGAUCACAUGGCUCACUGUCCAAUAGAUGUCAUGGAUGUGGCAGACGAUCUGACAUCGGUUAUCUAUGCUCCCGAUAGCGUCAGUUAUGUAGCUAUUCUCAAACCUAACCCGUACAUGACCCAAAAGUUGAAUGGUCAGAUACAGCACACUCUGGCAUCUCGUUUCCAUGACGCCCAAGCUGUGGCCCUCUCAUUCUCCAGUCAGGGCCUGACAAGGGAGACAACUAGGGCUUGUAUUCUCCUGUAAGUCUAUAUGAUGUUAAGUUUGUUACGAUAGAUACUAUAAUCUAGACCACAUGGUCUGUAAAGAGUACGUAAAAUAGUGGUCAAGGACAGAAUAAAUGCUUAAAAAAACAAAAAAAAAACAUCAUGGAAUCUGCAGGAAAGUGCUGUGAUUUUACAUUCUGUACUGCAUUUUUAUAGUAUGUAUUUACACGUUUUGAACUUGUUCUGGUGGUGAAACUUUUAAAUUGGUUUAUUCUCCUGUAACCAUAACAACAUUGAAAUAUGUUCAGUUUAAUAAUGAGAUUAUGCAGGGAUAGGCUCUGAUUUUACAUUCCAUUAUGUACUUUUUGCAGUAUAUUUCUACGCAUGUUUUUAUAGUGAUUUUCUUAGUGAAACCUUUAAGCCAGUUAAACUGUGUUACCACUUUAACUCAGAGCAUCUCUUUGAUUUGAACAUAUUUGGCAUUUGUGUGUAUCUUAUAAAUGACAAACUUAUUCAAAUUUAGCUAGAAACAUUCCAAAAUGUAUAUAAGGGUAUGGGUAUAUUAUUAGACAAACUCAUUAGUCAUAUCAGUUUCUUCUAAAAUUUGUGACACCUUGUGUGCUCAUUUCAGCCAAUACCUGUGUAACAGUCUAACAGGAAUAUUGAGUUUCCUUUUUCUCACGUGGUUAAACCAUCUAAUGAACAACAUUGAAUAUCUUCUCUUUUCCAAAAGGCUGGUAAAGAUAUGUAAUAUUCUGCUUUCAACACUACUAAUAUCUGUCGCAAAUUUUAGAAGAAAUAGGGUAUUGGUACGUAA
This is a messenger RNA of Liolophura sinensis, 6231 nucleotides long. RefSeq lists its product as uncharacterized. The transcript is spliced from 16 exons. Bases 49 to 5454 code for a protein of 1801 amino acids. Gene Ontology annotation, molecular function: protein binding. The record is from RefSeq and is a predicted model, not a curated record. Lineage: Eukaryota; Metazoa; Mollusca; Polyplacophora; Chitonida; Chitonidae.